Cryptotermes secundus is the source of this 1876-nucleotide messenger RNA. RefSeq lists its product as uncharacterized. The transcript has 4 exons. The record is from RefSeq and is a predicted model, not a curated record. The coding region runs from base 421 to 1293 and encodes 290 amino acids. NCBI's taxonomy places the organism in Eukaryota, Metazoa, Arthropoda, Insecta, Blattodea, Kalotermitidae.
AAGGUUAGUAAGGUUGGUAGCGAUUGGUCGACGAUAUGGACGUAAAGGCGCGUCGAAAAUUUUGUUUGCAAAUUAUUGUUAUUUAUUACCUGACGCACCUGUUAAAAUAAUUUAUAGUAAAAAAAAAUAAAAGGAAACAGUGCUGUAUGCUGUAAAAUGUGCUGUGUUCGAAGUGGUGUGAAGAAAAAGUGAUUUUAUUCAUGCUCUCAGAACUGGCUGACGUGCUAUACAAGUGGAGAAACCGAAAAAAGUGAAAUAGUUGCGUGUCAGAUUUUCAGUAAAAGAUGAAUAGAAAAAAAUAUGAUGUAUUUACGUUGUUUGUGUAGAAUCUGUCGAGAUGUGUCAUCCCGAUAAACGCUUGCAGUAUUGUGUAGAAGAAACCUUUUUCCUUUCGUACAGCAAAAGAAGAAAUCGGAAGAAAUGGCCAGGUGGACAUCUAGAAUGGAUGUAUUGGCGGAUUUGAACACAUUAUCGAAAUUUUCGGCAGAGUGUGAUAGCGAAGAAGAUAGUCCAAUUAUGCCAUACUCCUCAUACGGGCGUGGGAGUUCUAUUGAAGAUAACAAUCUUUCAAGACUACCUUCCCCAUUGCUCAACAUGGUGCAGGAGGCAGACUUCCAACUACAACAAAGUUUUGAACAAGGAGCUGGUAGAGGAGAGCGAAUUUUGGCUCUCAGUCGCUAUCAACAGGAUGAAUCUCUUCAACGUCAGCUAAGAAUGGCAAUGGGGCCUGGAUAUUCAAAUGAACUAAUAGAAGAGUUCAUGCGUAAUGAGGUCGACAGUGACAAUGAAAGCAAGGAUGGGCAGUUUGAUAAUGCUGAGCAAGGUACCUUGUCCUGCGAGGCAGUACCAGUCCAUAGUUUUCAGGAAGGGACCUCACUCUGUGAGGCAGCACCAGAUCAUACAGAGGAUACAACAGAAGCAACCUCAUAUCCAUCAUCGUCAUCUGCAGAGCCUGUGAAAGUGGAAAACACUGAUGCAGUGACAUCUAGAGAAGCUCUGAAACCCAAGAAGUCGGUGCGCCGAAACAGGAAUGCCCUUCUUAAUAGCUUGGCUAAUUAUAGUACAGGAUUAGCUCUUAAAUCUGAUAGUAGAAAUGAAAUUAAGACUAAUUCAUCAGCGCAGAAUCAUAACAGUGCUUUAGCCUCUGCAGAUGCAGUUCCUGACCGUUUUAAAAAUAAGUCUAAAUUUCCUUUGGCAGCACCGAGUGCUGGAGUAAGUGUUCAUGCUACACCACGAGUAAGAGAAAGUGAACGCAGUUUUCAGUUUAGAGAUGAGGAUUUUCCUCCAUUAUGAUACACAAUAAUACGUGUUUCAAUUAUAUUAUGUUCUUAAUGCAGGGGAUCGUGUUUUCAGUGUUCGUUAAUUUAAAGUUUUCCUCAUUCAGCAUUAAACUGUAUUGUUGUGUCAAGAAUAUCAGUGUUAAGUUAUGUCCUUUUAAAAUUUUGCUCAGUUUAGUGUCCAGAUCCAUUGCUUCCCAUAUACACCUAAAUGGGAGUUCAGCAGUAUUAUUUUAUUAAGGCCUACAUUUAUUUUGAAGAAUUUUUCUGGUGUUACCACACAAAUUACUAGUGGCUUAAAAAUAAACAAAUCAGUGAGUGUUGUUGCUGAAGAUUUUAGAUAUUUUUGUAACCAAGAGUGUGGAAAGUGAAUUAACCCUUCAAAGCAUGAAGUUUAUCUAAAUAAUACUUAAAAAUUAAUUUUUGUUUCAAAGGAAAUUCUGUAUAGAGAAGUAACCAUUGUUCAUUGAAAAUCAUACAACAGCAAUAUAUACACUGUACACAUGCAGAAUGUAGAGUUUUUGAAUAUGGGACAGGUGGCACAUGUAGUAACCACUAUGCUUUAACCUUUAUUGGACGGGCCAUAUAAUUUCCGGUAG